AUGGCACGGGGUAAGCCGCAUGAUUUGACUGCUUCCCGCAUCGUUUUCUUGGCGCUCUUUGCCUCUUGUUCUCUUACUCACGUCACGAUUUUCCCUCGUUAUGGUUUGCUCGUUUUGUUGCAUCAAGAUUUAUGCGCCGCUGCAGUGCAUUUACGUGAGGCGCCACUUCUACCCUCGCACUUUCUGAGCAACCAAAUGGAAGCCGGUUACACCAUUAUCGCAGAUGCAGCAAAAGAGCUUGACCAAAUCCUGGAUGCUGGCGCCGACCUAUACCUGCAGAGCAUCCGAACGCCCGGUGCCCCACCAAUCAGGGCGGCAUUCGGCUUCUCUCAGCAACCGCUGGAGUCGAACCGAGUCGCCUGUUUGGCCGAGAUUCCCUGCGUGGCAGCAAGCGCGACAAAGUUUGCUGACUUUCCUGUUCUCGUGGACAGACGCGUUGCUGCUGCCAUGAGAGCCUUUUUUGUACACUCCUUUCAAAGAGCAAAAGGCCCGCUAUCAAACGUUACCGACGGUGUCAUUCAAUCACCGGACAGCCUCGACGACAGUCCGCAUGUGACACGCGCGAUGCUUAGCGACUUGCAUCCCACAGUCGUUGCUGUAGCAUGGGCUUGUAUCCCUCAACACGAAAUUUUCGUAUCGCUUCGUCGCCGCUGGCUUCGCGAAACGUGCUUCACCAUAGACGGCAAGGCAGACAGCGGUCAAAAUCUGCAUUGUGCGAUGAAAGAGUUUGUUCUCCUGGAUCUUUUUUUGAGCCUUUGCCCAAAGCUGAAGUCGUUGUGGGAGCAUCGACAAUGGCUCUGCUCCAGCAUGUGUGACUGCGGAUUUCUCAUCGACGGCCCUAAAGAAGGUGAAGAAGCUGCCUUGCCUACUCUCCAGUUCGAGGUACAAGACGACCAGCUGUUUUUUAUGGCCGCACACACCCAUCCCAUGAACUACAACGCUUGGCAUUACCGCCGGCUUAGACUUCGAACCCUGCAUGCAAGCCCGUCAAAUGUCUGCGCGAGAUGGGAUCGUGCGCGUAUCGCCAUUCAAAUGGAUAGCGAGCAAGUCAUUCAGUUCAUCAGAGAGCACAAUGGUGAUAGCUCGGCUACGUCGUAUCUGCUAUUUCUUCUUCACGAACAAGACGCUCUUGACGGAAAGCGUGAUGCAUCUCUCUCCGAAGCAGGGGCAGUAAUGGAAGAUCCCCACCAAGCUGCCGGUGAACUACACAAUAGUGGGACUAAAGAACACUUCAACGUAAGCAAAGAGGGCGAGGGCGGAACGCGCGUCGGCGAGGGCUGCCCGAGAACCGCACUUGCGCCGGCUUUGUGGAGAAACCUUAUGGCGGUCACCCAAACUGAAAUCCGACGACACAGCGAAAAGGGGCAUGAGUGCAUGUGGCACCUUCGCCUAGGGUUGAUUCAAUGGGCAUGUACGCGAUCACCACAGAACAGGGUGCGUUCGCUAUGGAGCGCUGAAGAUGAGCUGAGAUGGGCCUCUACAUAUGCUGGACUUGACCUCGUAGACGGCAUUGAGGCACUUCUAUCUCCGGUGUCGGCGCUCCCUUACGCGUGGUCAGAAUCCUCUGGCUCGUCUGCGUGGACUUCGUUAAACGCUUCUCGCUACGGCUGUCAGCUCACUUCGCUUCUCGGCAAUGCAUCUUCGUGUAAGUGA
Leishmania major strain Friedlin is the source of this 1653-nucleotide messenger RNA. RefSeq lists its product as hypothetical. The record is from RefSeq and is a predicted model, not a curated record. Gene Ontology annotation, molecular function: protein prenyltransferase activity. Gene Ontology annotation, biological process: protein prenylation. The transcript has a single exon. Lineage: Eukaryota; Euglenozoa; Kinetoplastea; Trypanosomatida; Trypanosomatidae. Gene Ontology annotation, cellular component: cytoplasm. Bases 1 to 1653 code for a protein of 550 amino acids.